AUGCCUCCUAGAUCCAUAUGGCUGCGCGCUGCUGCCAUUGCUGCUGUUGCGGCACAGGCGGCCGGCCAACAAUGCUGUAUGUCGCACAUACAUGUUGUCGCACUCCUCAAAGUACUGACUGUCGCAGAUUACCCUAAUCGAAGCAGGGCGCCAGACACAGAGAAGCCAUGCUCUACAGCAGAGGGUUCGGCCUGUUGUCCUGACAACUGGGAGUGUCUCGACAAUGGUCUUUGCCACUAUCCUCCUACCAAGCUGUAUGGACGAUACAGUUGCACGGACCAGGACUGGGAGUCGCCGGGAUGUGCCUCGAACAUGUGCACCUACUCUGGCCUUGCUGGCGGUGCUGAAUCCAUAACACAGUGCUCCAACCACGACGAUCAGUAA
Molecule: messenger RNA, 384 nt
Organism: Plenodomus lingam JN3
Lineage: Eukaryota; Fungi; Ascomycota; Dothideomycetes; Pleosporales; Leptosphaeriaceae
Source: RefSeq, a predicted model, not a curated record